AUGCAUCGAUUCGAGGCCGACGAUUGGAUCAUGAUGUUCUGCGGCGCCAUGUUUGUCGUUUUCGUCGUCGUUGGACAACUUGCUGGCCAUGUUGCCUUUGGAGAAGAUAUCUGGAUGGUCGAACCAGAUGAACUCACAUUGGGCUUAAAGCUCUUCUUCAUCGACGAAAGUUUUUACCUCGCCUGCCUAGGUCUAACCAAGAUCUCAGUACUCUUCUUCUACCUCAGAAUCUUCCCGAACAAGUCCUUCCGAUGGGCAACGUACGCGACCAUGAUAUACAUCAUAAUAUCGACCACGGUGGUUUUGUUUAUGCAGAUUUUCCAGUGCAUCCCCUUUGAUUACAACUGGCUUGGCUGGAAAGGAGAUUUCGGUCCGCACCACUGCCUGGACAUCAACGCACUAGCCUUUGUGGCUGGCGGGCUGAGCAUCAGCCACGACCUCAUCAUUCUCGCCUUGCCCCUUCCGCUCCUGUGGCACCUCAACACGUCGAAACGCUCCAAGAUGGGCAUCUUAUUCAUGUUCAGUCUCGGCAUCUUCGUCCUCAUCACCUCAUGCAUCCGCCUUCGAUACAUCGUCUCAUUCACGCGGUCGCUCAACCCGACGUGGGACUUCACGGACCCCCUCAUCUGGUCCGGUCUCGAGGCGUCCGUGUCCAUGAUCGUCGUCUGCCUGCCCGCCCUCCGGAUGCUACUGAAGCGCGGCUGGCCCAAGAUGUUCAGCACGAUCGGCACGGCGGAUGCCAACUCGGCGCCGAAGAAGGCUUCCAACGCCUCAUCCCGGAUGACAUACGCCAUCAAGUCGGCAGAAGAUGGAGACGGCGACGGCGACGACAACGCGAUGAAUGAUGGAGACGAAGAGAUCGCCGACGUGAAUUUUGCUGCGAGCGAAGCGAGGGCCGCAAGGAGGAUGGCGGAGAAGAGGAGAAAGUUCUUCUCGUUCCGGUCGACGACUGUAGAACCGAAUGAGAGUGAGCUGGAGCUGGGCGACAAGGUGCGGGGCGAGGUCAGGACGCAGAUCCGGUACCAUGAUGGAGUGUCGGUGACGAGGAGGAGCUCUAUUGAGUCUGGGAUUCAUGUGAGAACGACGACGACUAUUCACGACGCGAAUGGGAAGACGUUCUGAGACCGUCGGUUGGGACGCUGAAGCACACACGCGCACACGCACACACGAGUCGGGCUGAGGGACUUGACUUUGGCAACUGUUCCUUUUUUCUUUUAUUUGAACAGGUACUGGGGCAUCGGGGUC
Molecule: messenger RNA, 1245 nt
Organism: Colletotrichum phormii
Lineage: Eukaryota; Fungi; Ascomycota; Sordariomycetes; Glomerellales; Glomerellaceae
Product: CFEM domain-containing protein
Exons: 4
Coding region: 1-1122 (373 amino acids)
Source: RefSeq, a predicted model, not a curated record